AUGUCCUUCAAAAUAGCUUUCUUCUAUCCGCCCUCUGGUGUCAAUCUUCAUCUCAGUCUCCGUCCCGCGCAGCUGGAAGUUCGUCUUGCCGACACCAUUGAGACAGACGGACACGAUGAAUCCCUGCACGUCAGAUCCAUAUUACAAGGGCUUCGAGCAAGGCGGCGCGGCGCGUGCGUGCUCAAAGAGAGGGAGAAAACAAGGGUCGUCCCAUCUCUCCACCUCGCAAUUAACUGUUUCCUGGCAGAAACGCGGGUCUCCGUGUCUGCCCGCUGA
Akanthomyces muscarius is the source of this 276-nucleotide messenger RNA. RefSeq lists its product as uncharacterized. Lineage: Eukaryota; Fungi; Ascomycota; Sordariomycetes; Hypocreales; Cordycipitaceae. The coding region runs from base 1 to 276 and encodes 91 amino acids. The transcript is spliced from 2 exons. The record is from RefSeq and is a predicted model, not a curated record.